Trypanosoma grayi is the source of this 1437-nucleotide messenger RNA. RefSeq lists its product as hypothetical. Bases 1 to 1437 code for a protein of 478 amino acids. The transcript has a single exon. NCBI's taxonomy places the organism in Eukaryota, Euglenozoa, Kinetoplastea, Trypanosomatida, Trypanosomatidae. The record is from RefSeq and is a predicted model, not a curated record.
AUGACGGAGGCGUCACUCGAUGCGUGCGCUUCUGAUCUUUUUGAUCUGGUGGAAUUGAAUGGCGCGGAGGCCGUGCCGGCCGCCACGUGUGUGGAAAUGCUGCGCCGCGUCAAUGCAUCACUCUCACAUGACGUCGCGGUGGCGCUUGUGAACGACGCAAAGUCGCCAGGUCGUCGGGAUCUCGACCGAGAUGCCUUCACUGCUGCUCUGCUGCGUGUACUAAGAAGCAUGCCGUACCAGAACUCUCUCCGUGUGCUGCGUGACGUGACUCGUUCUCUACGACUGGCGUUUCGUAAAAGGUACUUGAUGAUGGACGUCAAGGCGAACACGCCAAUUCCGUCACUCACGGAAAACCCGACCGUUGUCUCGUUGUUUCAGGAGCUCUUUGUUGUGGCGGCAAAAGGCGGGGCAUACAUCACACGGUCGCAGCUGCGGCAGCUGGUUCACGACAUCCUUCCAGGCGACCGAGGUAGUGCAAGCAACGUCGUCAAGGCCGCCAUGUCGGAGGACGAUAGUGACCUGAUCGGCUUCUAUGAAUUUGUGACGGUGAUGCAGCCAAUCACAUCACGUUUAUCGCUGAGCGAUUUGGUGGAGCAGUUUCGCUGCCGAAGGGCGGCAUCCGGGGAGUGGAGGCCGUCUUCUUCAGAUGCCGCCCCAUCCAGCCUGCGAGGAGCCGAAUCUGCAGCGCCGUCUGCACCGACGCCGCCGCCGGGUCCGUUGGGUGCGGAGCUGCAGAUGUACCGCCAAUGGGACGCCGAGGCGCAGCGGAGGUUUGCCGGUGUGUCGAUGCAAGGAUGCAUCGGAGCCGCGAGCGGCCUGCCUUCCCCGCCCUCUUUCCUCACCAGCGGGGCGGCCGUGAGGGGGGAGGGUGUCUGCGGGGGGAAGUCGAAAACUGUGCUGGAGCAGGAGGUGGUACGGCUUCAGCGUGAGAACGAGGCGCUGCGCCACGACCUCCUUCGUGCACAGACCCGGAGGCCAUCUGUUCGUAUAGAGGAUGGCGGGCGUGUGAUGGAGCUGAGUGGCGACGAGUUCUUCAACGAGGAAAACACCAUUCUUCGGAGCGAGCUCGCCGCGACGAAGGAGCGACUGCGCAUGUGCCAGGCCACGAUCGACCUGCAGGAGGACAUGACAGCUAUUGGUGCCAUUCUAAGAACUGGCUGCACGUCGCGCGAGGCGCUGCUGAACGUCUACCCGGAUGAGUCCGCGCUGCUGCACCGCUACCACCACCUUGUGCAACGGGCGGAGCGGCAGCGGGACGCUGUGGGACCCCCGGGGAGUCCGGCUCGGCUGCUGCUGGCGCAACUCGAUGUGGUGGUGCAGGGCUACCAGGCACUCUACCGGCAGCUGCGUGAGGCGAUGGACGCCGACGGCAGCGCCGCACCAGUGCCAGCACGGCAAGGAAGCUUGCGACGGCGCCGAGCCCCAUGGGUGGACUGA